Molecule: messenger RNA, 6741 nt
Organism: Mytilus californianus (California mussel)
Lineage: Eukaryota; Metazoa; Mollusca; Bivalvia; Mytilida; Mytilidae
Product: mucin-2-like
Exons: 24
Source: RefSeq, a predicted model, not a curated record
AUGAAGGUACAAAGUCAAUCUUGUAAGUAAUCUGAUGACAGUUAUCCCUUGAAAAAUGUUGGGGUUUAUCCAUUUUUGUCUUCCCGGUCUUCUUGGUCCAUGGAGACUACGAUACUACCGUGUGAUACAGUUGAAGGUAUGGAAGACCCAGCAUUAAUUGCUCCAGGAAGUAUUACAUCAAACGUUCCAACACAAAAUGAUAUUGAGGAAAUCCGACCUGGAGGAGAUUUAUUAAUCAUACCGGACGUACCUGAUCAAAAUCCAUCAAUAAUCAUAACAUUAGAUGCAAGACCAGAAUUAGGAAACAUAGACAUUGUGCCGCUCUCUGAUGAAAGCAAUGUGGCUUCGUACCACAGUGAGUGGGACAACCAUAUCUGGCACGGUACCAUCAGAACAACUAUUCCUAGUGUAGGACCAUCCGUAACUGGGCCAUCAGUCAGUGGAACAACGGUCUCUGCUACAGUACCAUCAGUUACUGGAACAACUGUCCCUGGAACUGGACCAUCAGCUAGAACAACUAUUCCUAGUGUAGGAACAUCUGUAACUGGGCCAUCAGUCAGUGAAACAACGGUCUCUGCUACAGUACCAUCAGUUACUGGAACAACUGUCCCUGGAACUGGGCCAUCAGUCAGUGGAUCAACUCUCUCUGUUACAGUACCACCUGUAAGUGGGACAACCAUAUCUGGCACAGUACCAUCAGUAAGUGGAACAACUGUCUCUGUUUCAGGACCAUCUGUUACAGGAACAACUAUUCCUAGUGUAGGACCAUCCGUAACUGGGCCAUCAGUCAGUGGAACAACGGUCUCUGCUACAGUACCAUCAGUUACUGGAACAACUGUUGCUGGAACUGGGCCAUCAGUUAGUGGAUCAACUAUCUCUGUUACAGUACCACCUGUAAGUGGGACAACCAUAUCUGGCACGGUACCAUCAGUAAGUGGAACAACUGUCUCUGUUUCAGGACCAUCUGUUACAGGAACAACUAUUCCUAGUGUAGGACCAUCCGUAACUGGGCCAUCAGUCAGUGGAACAACGGUCUCUGCUACAGUACCAUCAGUUACUGGAACAACUGUCCCUCGAACUGGGCCAUCAGCUAGAACAACUAUUCCUAGUGUAGGACCAUCCGUAACUGGGCCAUCAGUCAGUGGAACAACGGUCUCUGCUACAGUGUCAUCAGUUACUGGAACAACUGUUGCUGGAACUGGGCCAUCAGUUAGAACAACUAUUCCUAGUGUAGGACCAUCCGUAACUGGGCCAUCAGUCAGUGGAACAACGGUAUCUGCUACAGUACCAUCAGUUACUGGAACAACUGUCCCUGGAACUGGGCCAUCAGCUAGUGGAUCAACUAUCUCUGUUACAAUACCACCUGUAAGUGGGACAACCAUAUCUGGCACAGUACCAUCAGUAAAAGGCACAACUGUCUCUGUUUCAGGACCAUCUGUUACAGGAACAAAUAUUCCUAGUGUAGGACCAUCCGUAACUGGGCCAUCAGUCAGUGGAACAACGGUCUCUGCUACAGUACCAUCACUUACUGGAACAACUGUCCCUGGAACUGGGCCAUCAGCUAGUGGAUCAACUAUCUCUGUUACAUCUGUUACAGGAACAACUAUUCCUAGUGUAGGACCAUCCGUAACUGGGCCAUCAGUCAGUGGAACAACAGUAUCUGCUACAGUACCAUCAGUUACUGGAACAACUGUUGCUGGAACUGGGCCAUCAGUUAGUGGAUCAACUAUCUCUGUUACAGUACCACCUGUAAGUGGGACAACCAUAUCUGGCACGGUACCAUCAGUAAGUGGAACAACUGUCUCUGUUUCAGGACCAUCUGUUACAGGAACAACUAUUCCUAGUGUAGGACCAUCCGUAACUGGGCCAUCAGUCAGUGGAACAACGGUCUCUGCUACAGUACCAUCAGUUACUGGAACAACUGUCCCUGGAACUGGGCCAUCAGCUAGUGGAUCAACUAUCUCUGUUACAGUACCACCUGUAAGUGGUACAACCAUAUCUGGCACAGUACCAUCAGUAAGUGGAACAACUGUCUCUGUUUCAGGGCCAUCUGUUACAGGAACAACUAUUCCUAGUGCAGGAACAUCUGUAACUGGGCCAUCAGUCAGUGGAACAACGGUCUCUGCUAUAGUACCAUCAGUUACUGGAACAACUGUCCCUGGAACUGGGCCUUCAGCUAGUGGAUCAACUAUCUCUGUUACAAUACCACCUGUAAGUGGGACAACCAUAUCUGGCACAGUACCAUCAGUAAGUGGAACAACUGUCUCUGUUUCAGGACCAUCUGUUACAGGAACAACUAUUCCUAGUGUAGGACCAUCCGUAACUGGGCCAUCAGUCAGUGGAACAACGGUAUCUGCUACAGUACCAUCAGUUACUGGAACAACUGUCCCUGGAACUGGGCCAUCAGUUAGUGGAUCAACUAUCUCUGUUACAGUACCACCUGUAAGUGGGACAACCAUAUCUGGCACGGUACCAUCAGUAAGUGGAACAACUGUCUCUGUUUCAGGACCAUCUGUUACAGGAACAACUAUUCCUAGUGUAGGACCAUCCGUAACUGGGCCAUCAGUCAGUGGAACAACGGUCUCUGCUACAGUACCAUCAGUUACUGGAACAACUAUUGCUGGAACUGGGCCAUCAGUUAGAACAACUAUUCCUAGUGUAGGACCAUCCGUAACUGGGCCAUCAGUCAGUGGAACAACGGUCUCUGCUACAGCACCAUCAGUUACUGGAACAACUGUUGCUGGAACUGGGCCAUCAGUUAGAACAACUAUUCCUAGUGUAGGACCAUCCGUAACUGGGCCAUCAGUCAGUGGAACAACGGUAUCUGCUACAGUACCAUCAGUUACUGGAACAACUAUUGCUGGAACUGGGCCAUCAGUUAGUGGAUCAACUAUCUCUGUUACAGUACCACCUGUAAGAACAACUAUUCCUAGUGUAGGAACAUCCGUACCUGGGCCAUCAGUCAGUGGAACAACGGUCUCUGCUACAGUACCAUCAGUUACUGGAACAACUGUCCCUGGAACUGGGCCAUCAGCUAGUGGAUCAACUAUCUCUGUUACAAUACCACCUGUAAGUGGGACAACCAUAUCUGGCACAGUACCAUCAGUAAGUGGAACAACUGUCUCUGUUUCAGGGCCAUCUGUUACAGGAACAACUAUUCCUAGUGUAGGAACAUCUGUAACUGGGCCAUCAGUCAGUGGAACAACGGUCUCUGCUAUAGUACCAUCAGUUACUGGAACAACUGUCCCUGGAACUGGGCCAUCAGCUAGUGGAUCAACUAUCUCUGUUACAAUACCACCUGUAAGUGGGACAACCAUAUCUGGCACAGUACCAUCAGUAAGUGGAACAACUGUCUCUGUUUCAUGCAGGAACAUCUGUAACUGGGCCAUCAGAACAACUAUUCCUAGUGUAGGACCAUCCGUAACUGGGCCAUCAGUCAGUGGAACAACGGUCUCUGCUACAGUACCAUCAGUUACUGGAACAACUGUUGCUGGAACUGGGCCAUCAGUUAGAACAACUAUUCCUAGUGUAGGACCAUCCGUAACUGGGCCAUCAGUCAGUGGAACAACAGUAUCUGCUACAGUACCAUCAGUUACUGGAACAACUGUUGCUGGAACUGGGCCAUCAGUUAGAACAACUAUUCCUAGUGUAGGACCAUCCGUAACUGGGCCAUCAGUCAGUGGAACAACGGUCUCUGCUACAGUACCAUCAGUUACUGGAACAACUGUCCCUGGAACUGGGCCAUCAGCUAGUGGAUCAACUAUCUCUGUUACAGUACCACCUGUAAGUGGUACAACCAUAUCUGGCACAAUACCAUCAGGAACAACUAUUCCUAGUGCAGGAACAUCUGUAACUGGGCCAUCAGUCAGUGGAACAACGGUCUCUGCUAUAGUACCAUCAGUUACUGGAACAACUGUCCCUGGAACUGGGCCUUCAGCUAGUGGAUCAACUAUCUCUGUUACAAUACCACCUGUAAGUGGGACAACCAUAUCUGGCACAGUACCAUCAGUAAGUGGAACAACUGUCUCUGUUUCAGGACCAUCUGUUACAGGAACAACUAUUCCUAGUGUAGGACCAUCCGUAACUGGGCCAUCAGUCAGUGGAACAACGGUAUCUGCUACAGUACCAUCAGUUACUGGAACAACUGUUGCUGGAACUGGGCCAUCAGUUAGUGGAUCAACUAUCUCUGUUACAGUACCACCUGUAACUGGGACAACCAUAUCUGGAACAACUAUUCCUAGUGUAGGACCAUCCGUAACUGGGCCAUCAGUCAGUGGAACAACGGUCUCUGCUACAGUACCAUCAGUUACUGGAACAACUGUUGCUGGAACUGGGCCAUCAGUUAGAACAACUAUUCCUAGUGUAGGACCAUCCGUAACUGGGCCAUCAGUCAGUGGAACAACGGUCUCUGCUACAGUACCAUCAGUUACUGGAACAACUGUCCCUGGAACUGGGCCAUCAGCUAGUGGAUCAACUAUCUCUGUUACAGUACCACCUGUAAGUGGUACAACCAUAUCUGGCACAAUACCAUCAGUAAGAACAACUAUUCCUAGUGUAGGACCAUCCGUAACUGGGCCAUCAGUCAGUGGAACAACGGUAUCUGCUACAGUACCAUCAGUUACUGGAACAACUGUUGCUGGAACUGGGCCAUCAGUUAGAACAACUAUUCCUAGUGUAGGACCAUCCGUAACUGGGCCAUCAGUCAGUGGAACAACGGUCUCUGCUACAGUACCAUCAGUUACUGGAACAACUGCUGCUGGAACUGGGCCAUCAGUUAGUGGAUCAACUAUCUCUGUUACAGUACCACCUGUAAGUGGGACAACCAUAUCUGGCACGGUACCAUCAGUAAGUGGAACAACUGUCUCUGUUUCAGGACCAUCUGUUACAGGAACAACUAUUCCUAGUGUAGGACCAUCCGUAACUGGGCCAUCAGUCAGUGGAACAACGGUCUCUGCUACAGUACCAUCAGUUACUGGAACAACUGUUGCUGGAACUGGGCCAUCAGUUAGUGGAUCAACUAUCUCUGUUACAGUACCACCUGUAAGUGGGACAACCAUAUCUGGCACGGUACCAUCAGUAAGUGGAACAACUGUCUCUGUUUCAGGACCAUCUGUUACAGGAACAACUAUUCCUAGUGUAGGACCAUCCGUAACUGGGCCAUCAGUCAGUGGAACAACGGUCUCUGCUACAGUACCAUCAGUUACUGGAACAACUGUUGCUGGAACUGGGCCAUCAGUUAGUGGAUCAACUAUCUCUGUUACAGUACCACCUGUAAGUGGGACAACCAUAUCUGGCACGGUACCAUCAGUAAGUGGAACAACUGUCUCUGUUUCAGGACCAUCUGUUACAGGAACAACUAUUCCUAGUGUAGGACCAUCCGUAACUGGGCCAUCAGUCAGUGGAACAACGGUCUCUGCUACAGUACCAUCAGUUACUGGAACAACUGUCCCUGGAACUGGGCCAUCAGCUAGUGGAUCAACUAUCUCUGUUACAGUACCACCUGUAAGUGGUACAACCAUAUCUGGCACAAUACCAUCAACAGGAACAACUAUUCCUAGUGCAGGAACAUCUGUAACUGGGCCAUCAGUCAGUGGAACAACGGUCUCUGCUAUAGUACCAUCAGUUACUGGAACAACUGUCCCUGGAACUGGGCCUUCAGCUAGUGGAUCAACUAUCUCUGUUACAAUACCACCUGUAAGUGGGACAACCAUAUCUGGCACAGUACCAUCAGUAAGUGGAACAACUGUCUCUGUUUCAGGACCAUCUGUUACAGGAACAACUAUUCCUAGUGUAGGACCAUCCGUAACUGGGCCAUCAGUCAGUGGAACAACGGUCUCUGCUACAGUACCAUCAGUUACUGGAACAACUGUUGCUGGAACUGGGCCAUCAGUUAGUGGAUCAACUAUCUCUGUUACAGUACCACCUGUAAGUGGUACAACCAUAUCUGGCACAGUACCAUCAGUAAGUGGAACAACUGUCUCUGUUUCAGGACCAUCUGUUACAGGAACAACUAUUCCUAGUGUAGGAACAUCCGUACCUGGGCCAUCAGUCAGUGGAACAACGGUCUCUGCUACAGUACCAUCAGUUACUGGAACAACUGUCCCUGGAACUGGGCCAUCAGCUAGACAAUCUGUUACAGGAACAACUAUUCCUAGUGUAGGACCAUCCGUAACUGGAACAACUGUCCCCGGAACAACUAUUCCUAGUGUAGGACCAUCCGUAACUGGAACAACUGUCCCCGGUACUGGGUCAUCAGUCAGUGGAACAACGGUCUCUGCUACAGUACCAUCAGUUACUGGAACAACUCUCCCUGGAACUGGGCCAUCAGCUAGUGGAUCAACUAUCUCUGUUACAUUACCAGCUGUAAGUGGGACAACUAUAUCUGGCACAUUACCAUCAGUAAGUGGAACAACUGUCUCUGUUUCUGGAACAACUAUUCCUAGUGUAGGACCAACUGUCUCUGGUACUGGGCCAUCAGCAAGUGGAACAACGGUGUAUGUUACAGGACCAUCAAUAACGGUAUCAACUACUCAAAAGGGUGCUGCAGGCGGAACAUCACCACCAAGAAUAUCAUUUGGAACUUCAACUAUUACUGGAACAGCUGUCACUAGUAUGGUACCAUCAGUAAGUGGAACAACUGUCCCUGGUACAGGACCAUCCGUAACUGGAACAACUGUAUCUAGUAUAGGACCAUCUUCAACUGGAACAACUGUCUCUGGUAUUAGACGUUAUGUGUUUUGA